CUUGGUAGUUUAUGAUUUUUGUAUGUAAAAUAUUGCUAUGUGGGGGAGGGAUUUGAAACCACCGCAUAAGAGUGGGGAGGAUACUCCUUUGCCAUUGGGCCACAACGCCAGAUGCAGAAUUCUGACACAGUAUUUAAAUAUAAGGGAUACCAGUAAUCUAAGUCAUGAUUUUUUCUCAAUUUGAUAGUGAUUAGAUUUCCUUGUCCUGUUAAUUUCAGAAUCAAUUUAAACCACUUGGUGAUGAAUUAUCAGCAAGAUAUGGAGGCAGGGGAAUUAAUCAAGUAUCAAGAUAGUUAGCUCAUGCAAUCUGUGAGCUCUACUUAUCAGCACAGAGCCGUUUUGGAAGCUUGUUUGUUAGGCCUGAGGCUUUAAGUUGUUUGCUUGCUUGCUUGGUUUUUCGUACAGACUGUUCUAGUUGAUUAUUCUUAGUUGAAGGGAAAAUAUAGAAGUUUUUGUAAAAGCCAAGAGGAACAGCAUAAAAGUAAUGUUGAGUAUAUAUUUUAUAGAGAUGAGGUUAAGGGGAGGAUUGUGGGUAAAUAUGUUUUUCUAGGAUUAGCUGUUCCUUUUCGUUGGCAGAUCACUAUACGCAUGUUUUAUUGCCAAUUGUUUUCCUGUAAUAGGAGAUUGUUCCUUCUGGUUUUGUGUCAUCAACCAGUCAUCAGAACUUUUAUUCUCUAUGAUAAAACAUAUUUUCCAGU
Messenger RNA from Rubroshorea leprosula, 698 nucleotides. NCBI's taxonomy places the organism in Eukaryota, Viridiplantae, Streptophyta, Magnoliopsida, Malvales, Dipterocarpaceae. The record is from the annotation of a GenBank genome assembly.